UUGUUCAAAAAUAUUUUGUAAAUUAAUUAGUCAAACACAAAUUAUUUUUCACCAAAAUAAUUUUAAAAAUUUUGCCAAAGAGGCGAGAUAAAAAUGAAGGGAACACCACGUGCCGUUGAUAUGAUUCGUCCAAAACGAAGAACACCAAUAAGGGAACAAUACUUUCUCCAAAUCGAUCACCAGCCCUAAUAGUUGGCAAAUCAGUGAACAACGCAUUUCGGAAAAGAAUUGGGAGCUUCUUGCAUUGGGUUCGUCGGACCUAAGUGAACGUUGCAUUUAGGAAUCGCUAUACCCAGGUGUGAAGUUUCACUUACUUUCCAUCUACUUACCAGAGAGAAUUAUGAGUGUAUAUACCUGCAUGUGUUUAUACAGAAACUCAAGUUGAACUUUAAUCAAGCUAUUCACCCCCUUUAAUCAAUUCAGAAUUUUGUUUGUGCCUAAACUGGGUUCUGGGGUUUUUUGCUAUAGAUCCAAAUCAAGCUUUCAUUUUUAUUUUUUUGGAAUGAGGGGUUUCUGCUGAUUGUUAUGGUUUGUGUUUACUCCGAAAUUACGAGUAACAAUUAAAUUUGAUUUGUGGUUUUAAAGAUAUGUGAUCUAGUUCAAUACCAAUUAAUAAUCAAGCAAUAUGAAGUAUAGAGGAAGAAAAUAAGUAAGAUCAAACCAGUAGAUAGGUCAGUCUCGACCUCGAGCCUAGUGACCUCGAGAUGGUCUAGAACAAGAAAGCAAGAAUGAUACAGUUAAAGUACAACUCUGAUGAACAAUGAGCGAGAAAGUAAGAUAAUAUAUUAUUUGCCGAUGAUUAGAUUAUUCUUACAAAUGAUUGGGGUCCCUUUUAUAUAGGAGGGGAGCCCUAAAUAAGGUACAUUUCCAUUUACAGUAAAAAAAUCUUAUUGGGACAGCUGUAUAACCGCCUAAUACGGAUUUGUACUAAUUCGUACAAAUUAAUUCCGAAAUUUACGCCAUGAUCUUGGGGACGUGGCGAGAAUCUUGUCCUUAUGUAACAAACUCAUAACGGCACUAUUUCAGAGUUGGUUAUACUUGGCUCCGAUAUUUCUCGAACACUUCGAUCCUCUGGCACAGCAUUCUGUCUUCGAGUUCGAGUUUGGUCCAUCGAGCUCGAACUCGAUCUUACCUGAACUUGGGCUUGAAGCGACUUCUCGAGCCCGGAAAAUCAGGCAUACCUGAUUUUGACCGUAUACAGUUUGCUUUUGGAAAAAGUCGAUCUGGGUUUUUUUCAUAAAUUUACUAUAGGUGAUGGAUUGGUAAGUGGCUUUUCUUUGUUUAUUUUGAAAUCGUUAGUACUUUUCUGGAUCAAAUUAUUGGACAUCGACCUUUGAAUUUUUCACUCGUUUAUUGCCCUAGUGAUGAUUCUGCUUUUCAAGAUUGGUACUAAACAAGUUCAUGUAAGAUACGUAUUAAACGCGUGAACCUGGUUGAUUAUGUAGUUAGCUAACUUGUUAGAAAGUAUAAUAAUCUAUGCUAUAAUAUUAAUAGCUUCCAGAAGGUGGAGAAUACAUGGGGCAAAAUACAUUGUAACACAACACAGUUGUGAACACAAAAAGUCCAUUUCUGAGUGCUUAAAUACCAACAAUCUUUCCUAAACAAUAAAGUUACCAGCAACAACCAUAUUGGAACAGAUAGCAGCUAUAUCAUAUUACCAAUUACACUAUAUGUCACUACCUUUUAGUACCAUUAACAACUACUAAACCAUGAGACAUUAAAAUAAUGAAAACGGACAAUUAGUGGAACAUUAAAAUAAGGGCAUGGUGUUACACUUUGAGGCAAUACACUGUUCUACUUUCUUAAUAAUAUAUCAGAAGUGGCUUAAAGCAGGCAUCUCUUGGUUGACAUCUCUGCUAUUGGAUCCGUUUUAGAUGUUUUGGUUGAUGUUUUCGUUUGCCUUUGUUUAGUUCAUUAUUUUCUUACUAGCCAUCGUACAUUUUGGAAAAUUAAGGAAAAAAUUUAGGCGCUUUUAAAUAACUGUCGAACUCCUUUUCGAAAGUCAUGGUGAUUGAUGGUGGUUUCUGUGCUUGAAUGGCUAGUCCAUAGGCAUUUCAAGAGUUACAAUACAUUGUUUAGACAGAAAAUUUGCCUAAAUUGGACAGUUUUGAAGAUAUUUUUCAUGUAAAAAUCUUGAUAUGUUGUUUCUUCCACUGUUUGUCUUUGCCAUCUUAAUUUUUCUUUAUAUAUAGUUAUAUACUUGUUGUCCACAUAAGUUAUAAUAUAACUGUUUUAUGUUUUAGUUUGCUUUGCUCUAUUGAUUCCAGUAGAUCAAAAGAAAUUCUGACUGGAUACUCCACAGCAACAAUUUCUACAAAUAUACUUGCACUAUAUCAAUAUUAAAUAUCUAGUUUCUUUUUCACUCUUAAUCAAUACUUUAGUACUUUUUAUCAAAAAAGAUGUUUGUUUUGGGAAGAAAGACUACCAACAUAUAUACCAUUAUCUUAUCAAAAAAAAAAAACAUAUAUAUUUUUCCCAUGGAAAUGCUUUUGCUUUUCUUUUGAGGCGUCCCUUUUUUACUUGAUCACUAUCAUUGUUUCCUCUUCUCUAUCUUAACCUUUUCUCUCUUUGUUUUUGUCAUCAAGUUAGAGGCCAAUACAUUAUUUUUUGAGAAGGAGUCAAUACAUUAUCUAUAACGACUAACUUUUCAGAAAAAAAUCAGAAAUGAAGAAUCAAAAGGUGAAAAGAAUUAUUUAUAGUCUGAAGGAUCUUUUGACUUGUAAAAAAACUAAGUCUUAUCUUGUAAGAAGAAGUCUGAAACUAGAAAAAGAAAUAUUACCAAAGCUGAGUUUAUUUUCUUAUAAAUACAGUAAUUACUCAUGUGAUCCAGCAAACUGCUAUACUGAAAAGCUUGUACUGGUUGAAUACAUUUUCUUGUUUAAUACAAAUGAGCGUCCCAGUAGAUAAGCCAAUAUGGAAUCCUAUUCCUUCCCUAUAUAUGCUAGUUAUCUUGAUCAUCACUGCGUUUCCAUUUGUUUCUGCCAAAUACAUUUUUAAUACUUCUGAAACCUCUUCCACUGCAAAUGUACUUGCCCUCUUAACAUGGAAGGCCAGCCUUGAAAGUGAAAGCCAAUUACUUCUUUCUUCUUGGAUGAAUACAAGCACAAGUCCUUGCCAUUGGGACUGCAUUCGUUGCGACAACCUUGGAAGAGUUACUGAGAUGAAUAUGUCAAAUUAUAGCAUAAAGGGUACCCUUCACUCUCUUGAUUUUUCAUCCUUCUCCUAUCUCAUCAGAUCAAGCCUACCCAAUAACUCACUCUAUGGUACUCUUUCCACCAACAUAUUCAAUCUUUCAAGGUUGAGUUACCUUGACUUAGGCUACAAUGAUUUUUCAGGAAUGGUUCCACCUGAAAUAAGGUUGUUGAGAAGUUUGAGUUUUUUAUACCUUGAUUACAACAAAUUCUCUGGGCAUAUUCCACGAGAAAUAGGGAUGUUGAAUUCCUUAAAAGAUCUCUUUCUGUCAAAAAACAUAUUUGCUGGCUCUAUUCCCACUUCUUUUGGUAACUUGACCAACUUGAAGUCCUUGUAUCUUCAUAGCAACACACUUUCAGGACCCGUCCCUCAGGAGAUUUGGUCUUUGACACAUUUGAUGGAUGUUGAUUUGGGAUGGAACAAUCUUACGGGUCAAAUAUCAAGUUCUAUUGGAAAUUUGAGUAAGUUGUACUCUUUGACUUUGUCCAAAAACAGUCUCACAGGUGAAAGACCAACAUCAAUUGGAGACUUAGGCAACCUGCUCUUUUUAUCCUUUUGUGAAAACAGGCUUUCAGGGCCGAUUCCUUCAUCCAUUGGAAACUUGACUAAGCUAAAGACAUUGUAUUUAUGUCAAAAUGGAUUGUAUGGUCCCAUUCCUCCAAGCUUUGGGAACUUAAAAUCUCUUGUUGAUAUGAGAUUGUUCAGUAAUAAACUCAAUGGACCCCUUCCACUAGAGUUGGAAAACAUUACCAACUGGGAGAUGUUUCACAUAGCCGAUAACUAUCUCUCUGGUCAUUUGCCUCAUAAUGUUUGUCUUGGUGGAUUCCUGACAGAAAUAUCAGUGCAAAAUAAUCGUUUAAUCGGUAGCAUCCCAAGAAGCUUGAGAAAUUGUUCCAAGUUAUCCAGGGACAGACUCGAAAACAAUAAACUAUCAGGAAAAAUAUCAGAAGCUUUCGGUGUAUAUCCGAAUCUAGACUACAUUGAUUUAAGUCACAAUGAGUUGCAUGGAGAGCUAUCAUCACAAUGGGGACUUUGUGGUAAAGUAACCUGUUUGAAGAUGUCAAACAACAAUUUAUCUGGAUCUAUUCCAUUUGAGAUUGGAAAUGCAUCUUAUUUACAGGUGCUUGAUCUCUCCUCUAACAAUUUCACUGGCAAGGUCCCUAGAAGCUUGGAUAGCCUAAAGCUACUUUUUGAGCUUGAUUUGUCUGGUAACGAACUUUCUGAUGGUAUUCCAUCAGAACUUGGGAAGCUUUCUUUGCUUGCAAAACUUAGCUUGGCGGCAAAUCAUCUCAGUGGCAUAAUUCCACAAGAAAUUGGAAACAAUGUGCAGCUAUUGAGCUUGAAUUUAAGCAAAAACAUGUUGGAAGCAAGUAUUCCUUCACACUUGGGGAACUUGCGCUUCUUACAAAAUAUGGAUCUUAGUCAUAACAUGCUUAAUGGUGAGAUGCCAUGGCAACUGGAACGAUUACAAAGCUUGGAGCUAAUGAAUCUUUCGCAUAAUAAGUUGUUUGGUUCGAUCCCAUCAAGUUUGGAUCAGUGUCUUAGUUUGAGGUUUGUUGAUAUAUCUAAUAAUCAAUUGGUCGGCCCUGUUCCUAAUAUCUUAGCUUUUCAGAAUGCGUCGCUUGAAGAACUAAGAGACAACAAAGGCUUGUGUGGCCACCUCAUUGGAUUGAAACCUUGCUCUUCAUCUGUAAUCACCAACAAAAGAAUAAAAAUCUCGACGAUGCUUUUUAGUUUGGGUGGUGUUCUUCUUUUGAUGGUGAUCAUUUAUCUUCUUUUUACCACAUCCUGGAAAAGGAAAAAUCAAGUUGAGCAAAGAGAACAAACAAAGGAUCUCUUUUCCAUUUGGAGCUUCGAUGGGAAGAUGACAUAUGAGAACAUCAUUGCAGCAACAGAGGGCUUUAACAGCAAAUAUUGCAUAGGAAAAGGAGGACAUGGAAGUGUCUUCAGGGUCGAGUUACCAAGCGAGCAAGUGGUCGCGGUGAAAAAAUUUCAUCCUUUAGAUGAUGGUGAAUUGGACAGCUUGAAAGGCUUUAAAAAUGAAACAAAAACAUUGUUGUUAAUCCGCCAUCGUAAUAUUGUAAAGCUUUAUGGAUUUUGUUCACAUGCAAAACAUUCUUUCUUGGUUUACGAGUUCUUGGAAGGAGGAAGCUUGUCAGAGAGACUAAGAAAUGAUGUCAAAGCGACAGAGUUAGAUUGGAUUAAGAGGAUGGACAUUGUCAAAGGAAUAGCAAAUGCAUCAUGAGUGUUCACCUCCUAUUCUUCACAGGGAUAUAUCCAGUAAGAAUGUUUUGUUAGAUUGCGAAGACAGGCCCCAUCUUUCUGAUUUUGGUACAGCAAAACUCUUAAGGCCUAACUCCUCUAAUUGGACUUCAUUUGCUGGGACUUUUGGAUAUGUUGCUCCAGAGCUUGCUUACACUAUGGAGGUAGAUGAAAGCUGUGAUACCUACAGCUUUGGAGUGCUAUCAUUGGAAGUGAUUUUAGGUAGGCAUCCAGCCGAUAUUGCUCAGGCUAUAUCAUCAAAAACCGGCCUUGACAUAUUGUUAAAGGAUUUCAUUGAUCAACGGCCAUCACCUCCGUUUAGAGUGGUUGAAGAAUUGAUCAACAUCACAAAGAUAGCAUUGACAUGUCUUCAUCCCAGUCCACAACUUAGGCCAACCAUGCAACAAGUUUCUACAUCUUUAGCCAAAGAAAAGCCACUUAUGAAUAACUGUUUUCCUUUUAUUACUUUAGGCCAAGUGAUUGAUCUUGAAUUAGGAAGUACCUAAACUUUGUGUGUUUUCACCCUUUACAUUAGCUGUUGUGGCGUUUCUCCUCUUGUACUGCAAAUUACCAUAUUUAUGCAAUAGACUAAUAAUAGAGUACAUAUAUUGCAAAAAGAAAACGUUGAUCGUGAGCUAGAAGUUAAA
Messenger RNA from Nicotiana tabacum (common tobacco), 6101 nucleotides. RefSeq lists its product as uncharacterized. Gene Ontology annotation, molecular function: protein kinase activity; protein binding; ATP binding. The record is from RefSeq and is a predicted model, not a curated record. Gene Ontology annotation, biological process: protein phosphorylation. Lineage: Eukaryota; Viridiplantae; Streptophyta; Magnoliopsida; Solanales; Solanaceae.